CCGCAGGGGUGUGCGCGGCGCUGCCUCGCCCGGCGGGCAUUGCUUGCUCGGUGGGAGGCUGCAAGGUAGGUGGGUGUGAGCUCAGCCCAGUCAGACGCGCAGGCGGGGAAGCCCGUCCUCCGCGGCGAGUCCAGCGCCUGCUUCAGCCUCCCAUUUGUGCCAGCGCAGCGGAGCGGGCGGCGGCGGAGCCGUGGUCAGGCGGAAGUGACGGCCGCUUCACCUGCUGGGCUUGCGAGGGUCGGGCCGCAGAGUGUCCGCCGGGAAUUUACUCGGGAGUCGCCGCUGCUGCUGCUGCUUCUCCGGCUGACUUGUCCCCGCCAUGGAGUGGCUGCUGCUGGCGCGCUUGCUGUGGAGUCUCCUGUUUCUGUGCGCAGGUAAGGAAAGGAGGCGACGGAGCCGGCGCCCUGAGGGGAAAGAGACCCCGCUUCCUCCCCCCCACCCCGCUUCGCUUCGCUUCCCCGGCCCUGUUUUCCCUGCGCCCCGCUUCGUGGCGGCCCCCGCCCCACCUUCCGCGCGCGCUUCCCGGGCGCUUCUUCUGCCGGUCUCCGCGGGAGGAGGUGGGGGAACAAAGAGUCGGAGUCGCGGUGGGCAGCACGCGCGGGCGGGGGCUGAUUUUCGCGAACUAUGACUGGAGGUCCUCAGUCACUCAGUGCUUGGGCUGCUCCAAAGUAUUGCCUACAGAUACCCGCGCGCACUUUCUGAAAUAAAAAUGUUUUCGGAACUAUGGAUAAAAAAGAGAGAUACGAGCGUCUGUGCUUGGCGCGAAGUACUUCGCCUGUUGGCGGCUUCCCACGUAGCUAUAAUGUUUUAAAAUGUGAUGUGUGCAACUUCUCUCUCUUUUAAAACCUUUUUUGUGGGCUUUGUUCCUUGGUUGGGUUGGGGGGGGCGAGGGCGCGCUCAAACCGGACUGGUCUCAACCUGGGCUGGCCGAGCUCCUCUCUCUGUCUCUGGUGAUUCACCCGGGCUGAGGUCGAAGGCUUUGUUGUGUGGCUGAACGUCCCUCCGCCGCCCUUCCCUUCCCCACGCCCCAUAGCGAAGCCCUCCCUCCUCUGGACUCGGCUGCCAGCCGGAAUUUGUGUGUGUUCUUUGCGUGGGAUGACUUCUUCUCUUAACAAAACAAAUAAAAGCAAGGCUUCUUCCAGAUCCUAGCACCGCCAUCUCAAUCCGCACAAUCCGAACGCGGCAGACUGGCUGUGCCUUGGAAGGUGCAAGGCAAAAAAGGAAGGGGAAAAAAGAUUUUGCCAAACGUGGGCUCUUCGACAAGCAGCCAAGCCGGCAGCGCCAGGAGGGCUCGAGGGAGAGAGGGAGGAGGGGCAAAGCUCUCCUUGCAAUCUCUGUGAUCUGGGCAGCAGCGUGGUCCUUUCUUCUACUCUCUUCCCCUGUGUUUCUGGGAAAGAAAGAAAAAGACACCGAAGAUCUUUUUAAAAAAGCAAAAUAUUGUGCUCUUCAGUUUAGGAUUAAUUUUUAGCCUCUCUUCAGAAUUGGACUCUGACUGUAGAUUGGGAAGCUAGUUGAAUACUGGAAAUAAAUAGGAUUAAUAGCUGCAUGUAGAGUAGGUACAUUAUUAUUAUUAUUUUCCUUAAAGGCUGAGGCUGUUUUGCGGCUUGAACAUGUGAACUUAAAGGCUGCCUUCACCACAGUGAUUUUUUCCCCUUGGUAUCUCUAGGAAAGAAAACCUGUAUUACCGGCUGUACUGAAAUAAAUCCAUAAUGCAUGGCGAAUGCAUGUCUUUUUACUUUGGCACAAUUCACAAAACGGGCAGGACUAUUUCUUAGUGGUUUGCUACGACUGUUGUAUGUAGAAGAUUUAGUUUCUGAAAUCUGCAGGAGGAACAAGACUGGCUGAAGAAGUCUGGCAGUCUUGAGGCAGUUGCACAAUGCACAGAUAUUAGUGCACAUAUGGUUGGUUGGUUUUUAAAUGGAAGUCAUAUCCAUAAGAAAAGUGAAGUGGCUUUCUUCCAGUGUGUCGUCUUGUAUUGAACUUGAGAUACUGAUGGAGCAUCUUUGGAAAUGAAUUGAUGUAGAUGUUCUGCUCCAUGAAAAAUGCUUUGCCCAGCAAGUAGGGGCUGGAGCAUAGGAUGGUGGGAGUUUUGUGUGUGUUCUCCAAGUUGUAAAUAUAUUUGGAAUGCUAACUUUUAAAUAACCACAAGCUAAAUUAUAAAUGUAAGUUUGCAAUCUGGAUACCUUUGAAAAUAUAAAAGCCUUUUUGAAGGUUUUCAUAGAACUAGUAAUGUAAUAGUGGACAAUUCUCUUCAUUUUGAGAAAUUGCUUGUAAUUAUAUCCUCUUCUCAAAACCUAGCUAUUAAAUUGCAUGCAACAAUCAGAAUUCAAUGCAUGCAACACCUGUGGGGUUAAAAGCUAUGCAAAAUAAAAGCUUUUCAACACUUUUCAGCCCUUUGUUUCCUGUUGAAAUGUUUUAUCCUAUUGUUGAUGUCAUACAUGCUUUGGAACAUUACUCAUGGGAUAAAAAUCCUGUCCAGUCAUCAAAUAAUAUUUUGUUCAAAGUACAUAGAAGUAAAAAACUGAUUCAAGUUUUAAAUAGCAGCCUAGAAUCAGACACCUGUUUUUACUGUGUGGUAAUAAAAGUGACGAUUGAUUAAAUCUCAUUUAUAAGAGAUUUUAACUUUGGUCUGAUGUCAACAAAUGCUUUCAUUUUAUCCAGAAAACCAGUACUUAUAAAAUAGAUGGUUCAGAAAUGGAUUUCUUUCCCAAUUGUCACAGAAUUAUACCAUACACAGAUAACUUAGGUUGCUCAUCAAGUGCUGCACUGAAACUUAAUCAUCAUAAUUCCUCAUGUAACAAUGAAGGCAUAUAAUAACACUGACCACUAGUUUAUAGUUUGUUAGCUGGUAAUUAAGAAUUUUCAGAAUUGAAAACAGGUUUGUACAGUUGAAGGUUUGCAAAUUUUGACUUGGAUUACUAGUUAAAUUAUUGUUUGUAAUCUUCAUAGAACUCUCCCUGUAACAGACCUUUGGAAUUUGCAGAUACAUUUAGGAAGAGCAAGUGCUUGCUUGCUCUUCUGCUAGAUUUUUGCAAAUGGAGAAAUGGGUUCUGGCACUGCCAGCUUCUGCAAAUUUCUAAUGGGGAAAGGGAUUCAUGUCUCCUUUUCUUCCUCCCAAUUCUCUGUGGAAAUGUUGGUAAUCCUAUAGUAAGAAAAGCUGCAAAAUCCUAUAGUAACUAAAGCUGGGGAUAUAAGGGGAGGGGAAAGGAGUAGUUUUCUGUUUUUUUACUUACUACAAAACCCAGAGGUGGGACAGAACUCACAGCUUUUGCUCAUUAAACUUUUAUGGGGAGAAAAGGGCAGGGUAGUUAAUGUCUCAUGAAUGGAAAAGCAGGGAUUGAUUGAUUGAUUGAUUGAUUUAUAUUUAUUAAAUUUGUAUACCGCCCUUCAUCUGAAGAUCACAGGGCAGAUCACAACAUUAAAAUACAUAAUAAAAACAAAAGCAAAUCAAUAACCCCUCCUCACGCAACACAUUUAAAAGGCCAAAUUCUGAGCAUUUGUAAGGUCUUACUUCAGUGUGCAUUCUUUUAUGUUUAAUAAGAUCAAAUGGAGAAGUAAAUCCCUUGUCGCAGUCUGAGUGUUCUUAUGUCCUCUCCACUUCAUGGGUUCUGUGGUGUGCAAUAAGCUGUGUGCUGCUCUGGAAGCCCUGCUCACAUUCCAAGCAUUUAUAAGGCCUCUCCGUGAUGUGGAUGAGUUGAUGUCUAACAAGGUUUGAUUGAGAACUAUACCCCCUACCUCAUUCUGAGCACUUGUGUGGAUUUUCCCUUGUAUGUCUUCUCUAAUACACUUUAAGGAUGUUCUUCAACAGAAGCUCUGUCCACAUUCUGAGCAUUUAAAAGGCUUCUGUUUAGUGUUGGUUCUUUGAUGCACAGUAAGGUUGGAAUGAAAAGUAUACCUCUUGCCACAGUCCGAGCAUUCGUAUGGCCUCUCCCCUAUGUGGGUUCUCUAGUGUGCUUGAAGGCUGGUGCUGUAAUUUAAGUUCUGCCCUCGUUCUGAGCAUUUAUAAGGCCUCACAUGGGUUCUUCCAUGUUCAGCAAGCUUUUCCUUGUAACAAGCCUUUCUCCCCACAUACUUGGUACACGUACGGCCUCUCCACAGUGUAGGUUACUUGGUGUAAAGUAGGGCUUUGCAUGAAGCUUUUUUUUCACACAGUUCACAUUUAUAGAGAUGCUCUUCAGAUGUGGGAGGGUGGUUGCUAGUAGCAAGCAGGUGAGUUAAUGUGUGGAACCUUAUAUAUUAGAAAGAAAUUAAAUUGGGAACACCUAAUAAACAGUUAAAGUAAGUCAGAGCAGGCUGGCUUUGUAAUUUUCCUUGUUACAUCUGUUUAAUGCAAUGGCUCUCAGUAUCUUAACCACAUUUGAUUUCUGAUUUCCACAGUUGAUGGCUCGACCACAUGUUGCACGGAUUCUUGUUCUGCAUCCUUCUUACUAGUCGAGUCCCUGGAGCAUUUCAAUGCGUGGAAAUGAACAGGAUAGUCCAUUGGUGGUGAAAGGGUGUCUCCCAGGAAGUGCAAAGCAUUCCACUUCUACUACAAUGCGGCUCACUUGUGGCCAAAGCACCUGUCAGUUACAGGUGGUUGUGAUUGGCAAGGAACCUUCUUUUUGUGGGAGGAAGGAUAUAUGUGAAGACAGAUUGUGCCUACUAAAAAGUUGUGAAUUGCUGGAUUGAAUGAUUGUUGGCUUCACUUUAAUUAUUUAAAGGAUUUUUAUCCUGCCCAUAAGCUAAGACUUCCCGAGCAGCUUACAGAUCAUUUAGUUAAACCCAACAAGACAGUCCCUGUCCUCAGGCUUUCAGUCUUAACUUUGGGCCUGUACAGAUAAUGCAGUGCAAAUCAGAUCUGAUCCCAUGUGAUUAAUCCUAGACAUUCAAACUAAAAUGUGCACACAGUUUUCAGAUGGAAAAAACACAUUUCUCAGCAAUAAUAAUUUUAAUAAAAUUAAGAUGUACACAAACUGUUCACCAGUCUUUGUGUCUUAAUUUUUAAUUUCAUUAUUUGUUAAUUAAGGAAGAAUGCUAAAAUUCCCAUUUUUGCAGUUCUUGUCUGGCAGGCAUAGCAUUUCUUAAGUAUCUGAUAGCUAAAUAUUUUAAUAAUAAUAAUAAUAUCUUUAUUGUCAUUGCCCCCUUCGGGGACAACAAAAUUACUUAUUAUUUUAUUAGUUUUUGAAUUUUGUUCUAGCCUUAUGUGUCUAAAAUAACGAAAAGAUGCUGCAAGGUUUUGUUUUAGAGUUUGUCUUCUCUCUCUAGCAUUAGAAAACAAAAAUUUAAUUGAGUGUUCUAUGUUUUAGAAACUUCCUUUCAUUUCCCUCAGUAAUAGUCUCUAGAGGUCUCUGGAAGUAAUUAUAUAUUACAACGGGAAAUGUGGUGGUCUUAAUUCUGUGUUUUCUUGUAACAUCAAAGCAGUGACAGGGUUGGCAGUUGCAGUGGUGUGGAGAUGGAAGGAGGUGCAUAAGCUUUCUGCUUCCUACCAUUCUCACUGCAAAUGCCCAGCCCAGCAAAUGUUUACUGGUUUUCCAAAGAUGUGGGUAGGAUGUUAACUAGCUACCGUGUAGUUCUGCUCUCUCAUUGUUAACCACUUUCUAGGUAGUGUUUUCUAGGCAGGCACUGGGCAGCCAAUCUGUAGUGGCAAAGGUUUGUGGCAACACCUAUAUAGGAGCUGGCCGGUGUGACUACAACAUAGUCUUCUCUAGGACAGUCCAGCCUCUCAGGCCACGUGGGUUGGGCUGCAGGAGUACUUUGACACAGAACCUGCGAGCCGCACACUGAGUUCAAAUUGUAAUACAAUAAAAUACAAUAUAUACAAAAUAAAAGGAGGAAUUCGAAUACAGUUGUACCUUGGUUCUCAAACGCCUUUGUACUUGUACGUUUUGGGUCCCAAAUGCCAAAAACCCGGAAGUAAGUGUUCUGGUUUUCUAAUGAUUUUUGGAAGCCGAGUGUCCGAUGCGGCUUCCACUUGAGUGCAAGAAGCUCCUGCAGCCAAUCGGAAGCCGCACCUUGGUUGUCAAAUGGUUUCAGGAGUCAAAUGGACUCAUAGAACGGAUUAAGUUCGAGAACCAAGGUUCCACUGUACAUAACAGCUUCUAACACAGCACAUUAUUAAUGUUUACAACAACCAGAAAAAUAAUUAAGUGGUCCACCAAAGACCCUCAGCAAUUUUCAAGUGGUGGUGGUGGGGAGAAAGUUGGGGAACUACUGGUAUUGAAGAUUUACUGAGGAGAAACUACUCAGGAAGAAGACUAGGAGCUUUAGUUGACUGGAAGUUUUAGAUCAGAAAUAGCAGCAGUGGAGUUUGUUAGCACUGUCUCGCCAACAAUUGACUAAAACAUCCACGGAUGUAGAUCUAUUUUCUCCUUAUUUAACUGAUACCGCAGCUCCCUUCUUUUCUGGGUGCAAGAAGCUUGUAUGUAUAGUAGUCACCUUCUCGGUAGUGGUGCCCACCCUGUGGAACGCCGUCCCAUCAGAAGUCAAAGAAAUAAACAACUAUCUGACGUUUAGAAGACAUCUGAAAGCAGCUCUGUUUAGGGAAGUUUUUAAUGAUUGAUGUUUUAAUAUAUUUUUAAUCUUUUGUUGGAAACCGCCCAGAGCUGCUGGGGAAACCCAGCCAGAAGGGUGGGGUAUAAAUAAUUACUACUACUACUACUACUACUACUACUACUACUAUCACCUAUUGACCAAUCCUAUAAUGAUGAUGAUAAUAAUAAUAAUAAUUUAUUUAUUUAUUUAUAUCCCGCCCUCCCUAGCCAAAGCUGGGCUCAUUGCCAUGUCCUUUCUGCUUCCAAAAAGGUAGCAAAUAUCAAGUGUUGCUCGGUUAGCUCCCUUAAGUGCAGACCAUUUCCUAUGUAGGAUUGUUUUAAGGAUUGUAGCAUGGAUUUCUAUAAAAUCUGAUUGAGGCAGCCUAACAUUUCUCUAGUAUUUUGUCCUAUGCUCAUGAUUCCACUAAUGAUAUGCUCAGUGCCAGAAAACUCUUGACAGUGUGGAUGCCGUCAAAAGAGUUUCACAUAUGGUUAGAAUUCACAUUGAAGCAAAGACUUAUGCUGGCCACCACUGAUCUCCAAAUGCCCACACUUACUGCCUCCACCAAUUCCAUAAAUGAAUAAAUGCAUACUUCCUAAGGGCAGGGUCAUGCAGCUAAAAUACUUUUUUUAGGUCGUUAUCAUCAUCAUCCCUUGUCCUAAUUUUCCAUGUGUAACAUUCUCUACUCAAUGGUAAUAGGGCUUUGUUAGGUAUCUAUUUUUUUUAAGGUGUGGGAGGAGAGAAAUGUCGCCCUGCAUGACUCUCUAGUAAAGUGGCUGUUACUGCCCAAUUGGAACUGCUACAGCUUGCACUGCAACAUGGGGCAGUUGGCUUGCGCGGUAGCAACAUGCAGAGUCUUCAGCUACUGCGAGCCAGCUUGUUCGUGCAGUACCACAGAAGCAAAGGCCCCCCCCCACGGCUGUCAGAGAAUGGGGAGAAGGCAGGUCAGCUGAUGAGGGAGGGGAGUGUGGACAGGAGGCAAUGGCAGCACACAGUCUGGAACUGUUCCCUGGUGCGUUGCAGAAAGGAUACUAGGAGGAGAACUUCCCAACCUCUGCUGCAGGUUUGGCUUGGCUGUCCCCUCCCAGUCUUGCCCACUUAAUUCUAGAGUGGGGGUGCCCCCCUUUCAUGCGGACGCCACUCUGUAUACUCCUUCCCAUCUCUCUGAGUCCCUUCCUCCUUCCCUCUCACCUGGCUGCUCUUGGCUGGCCCAAAAACAAAGGUAAAAAUAACAAAACCGCAAUCUGAGACCAAAAGAACCUCAAACCAGCAACCACAAAAAGGGGCUGCUUGGGAAAACCGUCUCUUAGCAUUAAUAAUAAGGACGAUAAUGAUUAUUAUUAUCUUAUUCCAAGUACUUCCACAAUUGGGCCUUUGUUUUUUACUAUUCUGCUGAAAAGUGUGAGUACCUAGGAUUUCAAGAACUACGCUGUCAAGGCAAGUUUUCCUAAUCUGCAGAAGUUUACAUUUGCAACUAAACUAAAAAAAAAAAAUCCUCUCUUUACCUGUCAGGUUGCUUAACAAAUACAGAGACUCUCUUUGGGAGCUGCAACUAUAUUUAACAUAACUGCAAUACAAUCCUCCUCCUCAUAGAGGUGUCAUAUGUCCUUGGGAACUGCUGUUAAGAGAGUUGCCUUAGAAACAUCUUCAGUCUCUCCCAAGUGGCACAAUAGUUGCCUGGAUUCUGUUUGGCUACUAUAUUUACUUUUCCAGCCAAGAAGGGAUGGAAAUAAAAGCAUGGUCACACAGAAGUAUAUUAUAUCUAAUCAUUCAUCCCAGGUUACUUCAUAAUGUAUGUAAAGUAUCAAUUUCAUUUUUUGGGGGGAAACCCACUCCAUUUAUCCAUUCUACAGUGCUGGCCAGUAUCUUCAAAAAUACCUUUAAAAGCUUAGUGAAAGGAGGUUUUCAGCUGGUGCCUACAGUCAGAUGAUAUCAGUGGCAGUCAAAGCCCCAGGAUGGAGGAUGUUCUGUAAUAAAGUUGUCGUUUCUGAGAAAGCCCCUGUCAACUCCUAGACCUGCAGAUUACAGAAAAAGGGGGUUCCUCCAAUUGAUUCUCAAAGCACCAGCAGUACAGUAUGGGAAACACAUUCACUCAGGUAAUUUGGUCCUAAGCUGUUCAGGGCUUUUUUAUAUGUCAAAACCAUCACUUCUAAUAGGGCUCCAUAUGAAAAGGCAGACAGUGCAGGUCUCCCAGCACUGUCAUUCCACAGUCCCAAGUUGUUAGGCCUAUUAGACCUCCAGCAGCUGCCUUCCUUAUGCACUAGCUGCAAUCAUUUCAAGGGCAGCUCCACAUAGUACAACAAAUGAAAAUGGGUAAAAGCCCUGCUAGAUCAGACCAAAGGUCCUUCUAGUCUAGCUGCCUGUUCUCAUUGUGUCUGUUCACAAGCCAGAAAAUGAGCACAAUAGCACUCAUGAUUCCUAGCAACUGCUUAUCCUUGAAGUCAUGAUUAGUAGCCACAGAUCACCCAAACCUCCAUGAAUAUGUCUAAUUCUCUUUUAGUUGGUGGCCACCACCUCAUCUUGUAGGAGUGAAUUCCAUAGUUGUACUGUGCACAGUGUAAAGUAGCACUUCUUUUUGUUAGUUAUUCAAGAGUCUUUGGUGAGAAAUUGUAUUAAAAACUUUGACUUAGGUUGUGCUGCGAACUGCAUGUCUUGCACUAGGGUGCAUGAAAGACAUUACUUUUCCCACAAUCCAGAGAAACCUUGUGAAUAUCAGAGUCCUCCAUUCUUUCUGGACAACCCAUAAUUACUCCAAUUUGUAAGUGUCCUAAUGGGAGAUAAGACAGACUUUUCCUUUCCAAUAGAGGCACAGCAAUGUACUAUUUCAAAUGCAUCUCAAGAGUACCAGCAAAGUACCAUUUCAAACAAUGAACUCCUCCACCUUGAUGCAAGACUUGUCAGCAUCAAGACAGGGACUUCAAAUCAGUUUUGGACGAUAUAUUACUAUAUUGCCGAGCCCUACACUCCAAAACUCAGGAAAGGCCGUGACAUUCUAGGGGCAGGACAAAAAAUGGCCGGGGCAGCAAAGCACCAGUCACACUGUUCUCAAGUCAACAUGUUGUGUUACAAAUAUGAUGUUGAAUUUCAUGCACUGCAGCACAAACUAAAUCUCAGAACCACAAGAGAAUGUGAAGUCAGUGCACAGGGGCCAGAGUGUUGCAUCAAACAGUCAAGUUGGCAAACAUGCAUUGCUGCACAUGUCAGCAACUGGUGAGAUAACAAAUAACGCUGAUGCCAUAGGCUCCCUCAUUCUGUUGAUAAUUCUUUUGACCACAGGACUGACUGGCUGGUGCUCUCUUUUACUGCAGCUGAAAGAAAACACAUGUUUUCUGAAUUUGAUAAAUGUGUCUCAGUAGAGCAAGGCCAUCAACUGUUUGUUGCUAGGAGAAAUGUUUGGUUAACUUUUAAUUAAAUUAGAUUCUGUAUUUGUUCAGAAAAUGCUGUGAACACACUAGUUUUUAAUAAUGGAGAUAUAUUUUUAUUUAUAUAUUUAUAGUUUUAUUUUUUUUAUGAGAACCAGGAGUAUAUCUGUUCAACUGCAGAAAACAUUAAAGCUGUUCUGUGAAGUAACUUGUUAAAAAGUAUUUGCUAUGACAUAAUUUACUGUGAGGACUGUACUGGUAAGGACUGUAUCAAACAAUGGAUAGUCCCUGGUAAGGACAUACAUCAAACAGUGUGUGUUUUCCAAGUAAAAUAGACAACAGCUCAUGCAGUAGGAUUUGACUUUCCUUGCCUCUGCCCAGUAGCAGGUUUUCAGUGUCUGCAUUGGAAGGUUGCUGGGGUAAGUGUGGGCUCUCUGAAGCAGAUCUUGGAGAUCCCCAUUGGGUUGCAGAAGGUGAAGUCUUCUUGCAUAAGUAAUUCUUCUCUUCCAACGUUGGAUUCCUCCCAAAACUUAUACAUGAAAUUUCAGUUUUAAUUAUGUGUUUGAUUUAUUUAUUGCUAUCUUGACUUUAAAGAUCUAUGAAGAUGCUGAAAACAACACAGUUUGGUUCUGUCCAUUCUAGCUUAAGAAAAGAAAUAGACAUUUGUAGUGUAGACUAUGAGCUUGAGUUAAUUACAGGCAACAACUGUCUGAUGCAUGUCUGUGCAUGUGUAUAUCACGGCGAACUGGAAAAGGAGGUGGGGUGGUCUUAUGUGUGCUCCGUUGUUGCACGCAUUGGCCUGGAAUGCAACCUCCACACAGAUUGGCUGUUGCCUGUAUUAGAAUGUGGUUCUCUGAAUAUUUUACUUUUUAGUAAUUAAGUAGUACCCUAAUUUUACAUGAAGGAAACUAGUGUGAAAGCUCUUGUGGUGGUAUGCUUUUUCAUGUCUACCUGGUCUGCUCGUAUAUCUAGCCCAGUGUGGUGCCCUCCAGUUGUUUUGGACUACAAUCCCAUCAGCCCUAGCCAACAUAACUGCUCUGACUGGGGUAGUGAGAGUUGUAGUCCAAAACUUCUGGAGGGCACUAGGUUGGUAAAGGCUGUUUCCUAUAUAGCUAUUAGAAUUAUAGAGUUAGAAGGGACCCCGAGAGUCACGUAGUCCAACCCCCUGCAGUGCAGGAAUCUUAACAUGUGGUUCUCCAUCCAAGUUGAAAACAUACAGGACCCUGCUUAGCUUUGGAAUUGUGCCAGCAGUUCUGUUGCUGCAACACUAGGAAGAUGAAGUCUAUAGGGAAAGUCAAUGCAUCACUUACCUUGAAAAUUGCCCUACACUGGUGUUCAUAUGACACUUCUGUAAAUCAUGUAGACUGAAAACAGAGCCUGGUGAAUUCUUCAUUGUGACCCUAGUGCUUCUGCAGCACCCGGGCGUAUUGAUCGUUGCAUUAUAAGCACGAGUUGAACCACAGCUCUGGCAAAAAACCAAGAAAAUGGAUUUGGUGUUUGGGCUUGCAUCUUUCUAAGAUGUGCAUCCUGUUCAGCUCUAACAUUGCAGGAGGGAGCUUUAGAACUGCAAGAUUACAUUUCAUGUCCAAGUAACACAUUCUGUCUACAGAAAACCCACACUUCCAUACAUGUGAAAGCUCAUGUGAGCUGUCCGAGAGAAUGAGAAGAGCACCACGGUACCACCAAAACACUAUGGAAGAAUUUCAUGUUGGAAUGUUGGAUAAAUUUGAGGGGAGGGGAGGGGAAUAAGAUUUCUAUAUAUAUCUAAAAGGGCUUUUAUCCCAGAUAUUUCUGGCAAUAUAUCUGUGUUUAUGUUUUAUUUCCUAUCUUGUCAUACCUUUGUAGAAAACAGUAUUGGACAAACAAAGAUCUGUUUUAAAUAUAAAUAUAUAUGUUACAGCAUAUGUUAUGGAUUAGUGGCAUUUAAUAACUCUAGUACUGUAUGGUGGUAUAGCAAUUCUUGCGUGACUUAUCCUUUGUUACUUGGAUGUUAAUGUAAAAACAGUAAAAAUCUGUCAUAAAAAUCUAAUUGGUAGCAAAAAACAGUAUAGGAACAAGUUUGUUUCUUUUUUAAGCAUUGCAGAACACACCUCACCAUUUAUAUGGAAUAAUUUUGAAAACUACUUUUCACUUUUUUUUUUAGAGUUGAGAACGUAUAUUCUUAUUUAGAGUCCCCAAAUUUGUACAAACAUUUCUCUUGGUCUUUACUUAACUGUCUCUGAAAAAGUUCUUUGGCCAUUAUGCAGAUGUUGUAAUCAUUUGCUUGCCUAAAUGUGUGUGUCAGAUAUUUAUUGUCCUUCUGAGUAUAGCAUGCAACUGAGGAUUAUGCUGAUGUUCCAGGAGGAGAUGAAGCAGAAAAGGCUGCCAAAAGCAUUAGAUCUGAAAACCCAUUUGGGAUUUUAUGAAAAUGCUAAACUACACAGUUGUUUAAAAUUAAGCUGUCUUUGUCUGAAAAUGGAACUUCAUGAUAUGGCUGUAGAUUUACUGUGUUCUCUUUUGAAGAACGAUGUGAGAAAUGUCAUAUGAAUUCACUGAGAAAUAGCAGUCAUAUGUUGAUAGUCCUACACUUAAAAUUGUAUAACUUUUGUGAAAAAUAGGAGGGAUGAAGUAAACGUUUCCUGAUUCUGGUGAAUUGUUUAUCAAACAGUGGCCUGUUUCUCGUGUUACAUCAAGCCAUAGUUAAAAGAAACGAUGGUUUAAUGUGAAGAAGCUGCAUGUACCACUGUCCAAAAGUCCACACUUCACUCCUCCCCUGCUCCUCCUGUGCUGUAAAAUAAACAAGCCAGAAUCUCACCUUUUCAUGAAUGAAAACAUGAGCUUGUGGUUUUUUUCUAAUCUAGGUUUGUUUUGGGGGGAGAAACUAAUGAUAAGUCCGUGUUCGCACAUGAUGACAAGCCAGACUGUGGCUUGUUUCAUUUCCAGCAGGGGAGGAAUUGAAGUGCAAAUAGAAGUGCAUACAGCAUGGCCACAUAACUGGUUUACCAUGUGAAUUGGGCCAAUAUGUCAAUACUAGAUUAUUGUCUGAAUUUGGACACAUGGGAGUCUCAACAUUUGACAUUACCAACUUAUGCCCCCCCCCCACAUUUUCGUGGUAGAGGGGGUAGUUCAGUAAUAACACACAGAGAGUAUUAUGUACUGAAGUUCUCACCCUGGGCCAGCAGGGGGAUACUGUAGAUAGUUUUCACUCAGGUCCACAUAUGCAAAUAAGAGAUUGAAAGUGACAUUCAGUGAUUGGGUAGUUACAGAAAAUGGUUACUCUUGCGUUCUAGUGGAGCUCUAUAUAAGCAGGCUGGCUGAACCCUUCAGUUCAGUUCUUUUCUGGCCUGUGAAUAAACAAGAGCUAUUUGAAGAAUCGCUGUGUCGUCUGAUAUGUUCACCCACAACUUAACACAGAGAGAUUUAUGGCUGCUCAGAAUGACUCCAUGAAGUUAUUGCAAUACAAGUGCUCAACUUUGCCUUCCUCGUCCCUUAAUUUUAUAUCGUGUCUCUUAGAUUGUAAACCAUUAUUGUAAAAUGGAAACUACUUUUGCUGUGAUAAAAGGAGGUAGAUAGUAUACUGUUACAUCAUCAUUACGCAGGUACCGUGGUUGUAGAAUUCAGUCCUACUUGCUUUAGCCUGCACAGCAUUGCACUGGCCUUUAAGUAUAGCAGAGUAAUGAAAAAGGCAUGCAACAUCUAUUUAACAUAAAAAAUUCUUCAAAAGAUAUGAGUAAUGUUUUCGUCCCUAAGGGCAAAUAGCUAAUGUAAUCAGUGUUUCCUUUGUACCUUGCAAUACAUAGAAAUGCAAGAGGUUUGCAAUAGUUGGUUCCAAGUCAUGUGGUUUAUUUAGAUGUCUAAAAGAGAAGCUAUUCCUAUUUUCAAAGUUGUGCAUACAAUAUGUUUUCAUACUUUUUUAACUUCUAAGGUGUUAAAAUUUUGGUUUGCUUCUAGAUCUCACUGAGGGCGUAACAAUAACAUCAACUGAACAGACGAUGGUAACAAAGGCUCUAGGAGAGAAGGUUACUUUGCUCUGCCAGUAUACUCUUGCAGCAGGAGAUGAAGGACUACUUGACAUUGAAUGGGUUGUCUUGGAGCCAAAAAAGGAGCAACCAGUAAGUGAAAACCUUUAUUAAACUCCUAGGUCUUCCAUAUGUUUCACUUCCAUUUUGAACGUAGGUGAGCCCAAAGCUGAGACUAAGAAUUCAAAUGUUUAACCUAAUGUCCUUCCAGAAAAUAGUUCUAGGACAUAUUUAUUUACUACUGGGAAAAAUCGAAAUCAUAUUGGAUAGAACAUACAUAACUGUAGAGCAUGAGACUCUUAAUCUCAGGGUUAUAGGUUUGAGCCCCAUGUUAGGCGAAACACUCCUGCAUUGUAGGGGGUUGGACUAGAUGACCCUAGUGGUCCCUUCCAACUGUGAUAACUCAUAUACAAGAUAGCCAUCUGUCUCUUUUCCUUUCAGGUAAUUAUGUACAGUCAGAACACGGUUUAUGACAAGUAUCAUAUGGCUGGGCGGGUACAGUUUGUUAAUCAGAACCCAGCUGAUGGAGAUGCGAGUAUUGAUAUCCUGAACUUACAGCCGGCUGAUAGUGGCACGUACCAGUGUAAAGUGAAGAAGGCUCCUGAUAUGCAGACCCACAGAGUUCAGCUGAGUGUAUAUGGUAAGAUAUUUCUAGUUUUGCAAUUGCAUAAACUGUACAUAGUGCAGGCUCAUGACACUCUUUUCUGUUGAGAGCUGUAUUUGCUUGGAGAUACGUGUUUGCUGCAUGUUGGCAGGGGGCAAGGCUGCAGCAGCAGCAUGUGGAAAUGGGGCCAAAAGUAGGCGUGUCUCCCCCCCCCCCGCUUUCAUCCCUUUUCAGCAGUCUGCGGAAUAGGGGGAAUAGAUAACUCUUUGCUUGCAGAGGGCUUCCAAAAUUCUGAGCUGCAGGUUGCCCUGCUUUAGUGAGUUAUUAAAGGUAAAGGGACCCCUGACCAUUAGGUCCAGUCGUGGCCGACUCUGGGGUUGCGACGCUCAUCUCGCUUUAUUGGCCGAGGGAGCCGGCGUACAGCUUCCGGGUCAUGUGGCCAGCAUGACUAAGCUGCUUCUGGUGAACCAGAGCAGCACACGGAAACGCCGUUUACUUUCCCGCCGGAGCGGUACCUAUUUAUCUAUUUGCACUUUGAUGUGCUUUCGAACUCCUAGGUGGGCAUGCAUACAAUUAAUAUUACUUUUUAUCUGAUUUUAUAAAGUGGCUGUAAGUAUUGGAUGAAUAGUUGGAGAUUUGCUAGUAUUUAUUUUAAUUCAUAUAAUUUGUAUAUCAUCCUUCAUCCGAGGAUCAUAGGGCAGUUUAUAGUAUUAAAACACAAACAGAACAAUACCACCACCCCUCCCACACAGUUUAUAAGGCCACAGUCUAAGCACGGUAAAGAGGAGUUGUUAGAUGGACAGUGUUUAAAUCAGCCCCCAUAUUAUCUUGCAUUAGCUGGGCCAGGAAAUAAAGCAUUUUGCAUGCCAUAUUUCAGAUUAAAGGGCACCAUGACCAUAAGUUUGUUACAUUUUGAAGCAAGACAUAGUACAAACUGGUGGGUGGGACAAAUAUGUGGUGUGAUAUGCUAAGAAAUGGCUCUGUAGUUGGUCUCAUGGAAGAAGUAGCUUAAUCUUUUUGAAAUUGUAGUAACAAUUUGUUGGCAAACUACUGAUAUUUGAAAGAAAAUAAAAUAUGUGUAUAAAAUGUCUGUGAUGUAUGUAUAGUUUAUGUUGCGGCUACAUAUACCAUUUAAUGAGUACAUAGUUCUAAGUUUGCAUUCAUAGUACAAUAAUAUUUUUUUAAUAGAAAAACCUCAAAAGACCAAAUGCUAUGUCGAAGGAUCGCAGGAGAUUGGAACUGAUGUUACUCUGAAAUGUAAAUCCCAAGGAGGCACUCCCCUUAUAAGCUACCACUGGGGGAAGAUGGGUAAAGAAGGACUUCCGGACAGAUCAUCACUGAGUAUGCUUCUAUAUUAUUACUGUCUUUUUCAUAUUUGAACACGAGUGUCUGUUCCCUUCUAACUUCAAAUGCUAAACUAAUUACAAGCAGAGCUUUGAAUUUUAAAGAGUUGAUUUUUUAAAAAUUGAGUCUGCUCUGCUGAGUUUCUUUAAAGAAUUUUCCAGAGAUGUUUCCUUGGGCCAUGAAGGUAGUAAAAAAAAAAAAAAAAGCCCCCUGGUGAGCUCUGGAACUUGCUGAAAAGAAGAGUUAUACAGUGGUACUUUGGUUUAAGAACAGUCCUGUUUAUGAAUGAUUCAGUUUACGAACUCUGCAAAACGUGGUGUCCCGGUUUGCGAACUUUACUUUACUCAGUCCAAGAACGGAAUCUGAAUGGUGGAAGGGCACAAAAAUGAUUUCUAUCAUUCAUUUUACUGCAGUGAUUUCCAACCUUUAUGAGGAUGCUUUUUUAACCUCAAAAAAUUAAUGGUCCCCCACAUGCUAAUUGUUGUAAUUUUAUGCAACUUUAAGUCGUAUAAUGAAUAAUGAGCAAAAAAAGUAUGAACACAGUAAUAAUAAUAAUAAUAAUAAAUUUUAUUUAUAUCCCGCCCUCCCCAGCCGAAGCCGGGCUCAGGGCGGCUAACAACAAUAAAACAGUACAAAAGUACAGCACAAACAACACUCUAAAAUCAUUCAUUAUAAAAUUAAUUAAUUCAAGCCACUGGCAACCAUUGGGCCAGAGCUCCGCGAAGAUUGCCGAGGGAGGGAGUCAGGCUGUGCCCUGGCCAAAGGCCUGGUGGAACAGCUCUGUCUUGCAGGCCCUGCGGAAAGAUGUCAAGUCCCGCAGGGCCCUGGUCUCUUGUGACAGAGUGUUCCACCAGAUCAGAGCCACGGCCGAAAAAGCCCUGGCCCAGUUGAGGCCAGCCUAACUUCUCUGUGGCCUGGGACCUUCAUGAUGUUUUUAUUUGAAGGCCGUAAGUUUCUCUGUGGGGCAUACCAGGAGAGGCGGUCCCGUAGGUACGAGGGUCCUAGGCCGUAUAGGGCUUUAAAGGUUAAAACCAGCACCUUAAACCUGAUCCUGUAUUCCACCGGGAGCCAGUGCAGCUGGUAUAGCACCGGGUGAAUGUGAUCUCGCAGCGAAGACCCUGUAAGGAGUCUCGCUGCAGCAUUCUGCACCCGCUGGAGUUUCUGGGUCAGUCUCAAGGGCAGCCCCACGUAGAGCGAGUUACAAUAAUCCAGUCUGGAGGUGACCGUCGCAUGGAUCACCCAAACCUCCAUGAAUAUGUCUAUAAGGUAUUGCAUAUCAAUUUAUCUAUAAAUUCAUUUAUUUCUCCAAUAUGCCCCUUGAUGAACCCAAUGAAUACAUUCAAAAAGGUAUGAUAGACACAAGAUAAAAUUAUUUAUUUCCCCAGCACACCCAGUGAUCAACAACAUAACUAAGCAAUCAACUUGAACCAAAUAUUUAUUUCUGAGUAAUACCCAAAAGAAUUAUAAAGAAAACUUUAAUUGCCACCAAUGAUAUAUAUGGCAAUUUAUAGAGUCAUGACUCUCUUGUAUUCUUCGGUAAGUUUCCUAAUCACUGUAAGUAAAUCUACUUAUAUAUGCAGUUAAUUUGAUUCUAUUUCAUUUAUAGUUUUGUUUGUUUUUUUUUUUUUUAAUAAGGUGGCAGGCAUGAGCAGCAAAUGCUGCUCAGAACAACAGGCAACCCUAAAAGGUCUGAUGCCCAAAUGAUCUCUAAGACAGAAAACUCCCCCAAAUCCACUAAUUUUAUUCUUUAAUAAAGCACCAAAAGUAAUCUCCACUGCUGCCGUAACUGAGGAACUCAAAUGCAGCCAAUAAUUAGUAGGCAGAAAGUCCACAGCAUGGAGAUCACUAAAAUUAAAUUGAGGGUCUACAGCCCUCUACAACUGUGUAUUUCACCUUCUACAAUAAGCCCUAAGUGUUGUGCAUCAUAAAAGGCCCGAAAACGCCAAAUGCAACAUGCCUCUGCUACGUUCUUGCAACUUGCCACUAGGUUUUCCCAAGUACACCUCACAGCAACAAAGGAAAGUAGAGAAGGCAUAGACCAAUGCUGUUGAACCAUGUUCCCACAAUUUCCAGCGGUCACAGUCUCCUCAGGGAUAACAUGGCACUCCUGGGAAUGCUGCUGCAAAGAGGUACAGCAGCAUAGGAAAUCAUCCAACUGCAGACUUGGAGGAGCGUUACCCAUGGAUCCCUUGGGGGUUCCUGGCCCUAAGGUUGGGAAACAGUGUCCCAGUUCCUUAAAUAUUUUGUUAAUUUUUCCUAUUUAUAAAACUAUAAAAGCAGGCUGUUCUCAGCAGUCAGUUAAUUAAUUUUAAUAGAAAUUAAAAUUAUAAAAAAGCUUGGAAGCAAAUGGUAUUCUCUUGUAAUACAGUGGUGCCUCGCAAGACGAAAUUAAUUCGUUCUGCAAGGUUUUUUCGUCUUGCGAAUUUUUCGUCUUGCGAAGCACGGUUUCCCAAAGUCUUCAAAAUCACCAAAGUCUUCAAAAACCUCAAAAAAGGCUACCACACCAUGUGCUAUGAGUUGCUCCUCGAAGUCACCCUGGGUAUUAACGGUUUUAAGAAAAAGGAAACAAACUUGCAAGAUGUUUUCGUUUUUCGUCUUGCGAAGCAAGCCCAUAGGGAAAUUCGUCUUGCGAAGCAACUCAAAAAACGAAAAACUCUUUCGUCUUGCGAGUUUUUCGUCUUGCGAGGCAUUCGUCUUGCGAGAUACCACUGUACUAUGAAGCUUAUCCAGGCAAGGUAGAAAAACCCAAGCUCUAGAUCAACCUAGAUUAAAUGGGUGAGUAAAUAUGUGGAGGCAGGAGUUUUUCCAGACACCUUAUGAAAAGUCAGUUUAAGUUAUAGCUAGUAAACAUCUAAAUAGCAGUAGCAGAUUUGGUUGCUAAUCAGUUUGGUACCUCAUAGCUACUUCAUCUUGAUUUGGAUGGUGAUUAUAGCAGCAGCCCCAAGACUAUUCCUAAUAGGAAUGGGGUGAGUGAGUUGGCAGAGUGAGUGUCUCUGAAUAUGUUUGGAAACCAAACUUCUUCUGCACCUUAGCUGUGUUGAAUUAUUUUGUGUAAGUAAUAUGCACAGUCAAAAGUUAAACACGUAAGAACAUAAAUCCAUGCUUUAUUGAUUAUUCCUACCAAUGCUACUUUUGACAAAUUCUAAUGAAGUUUAUAUGUAUAUAUAUAUUUACAGAUUCAGAUACAGGUGAUCUUUUGAUUAAAAAUGCUUCUCGGGCUUCCUCCGGCACAUACAAAUGUGUAGCUUCCAACAGAGUUGGUGCAGAUGAGUGUUCUCUUGUGCUGAAUGUCACCCCUCGUAAGUAUUAUGUUUUGAAAGCAAAAACAUAGAAAUAAUAAUUUGGUAAGGCUUUAUCAUUAAACUGAAGAAUUAAUUCCUGCCAUCUCAUACAUCAUUGUUCUCUUUGUUUUAGCGGUGAAUAGAGCUGGAACCAUUGCUGGAGCUGUAAUAGGGACUCUUUUAGGACUCUGUUUAUUAGCUUUUAUCAUCUUCUGUUGCUGCAAGAAACAAAGAGAGAAGAAAUACGAAAAAGAAGUGCAUCAUGAUAUAAGGUGUGUCACUCUGGCAUGAGAAACUAGGCAUGAGCUCAAAAAUUUAAUUGUCAAUUUUACAAAAUGUUUUGACAAAGGCAUAUAGUUUAACCAACUUGCAUGAAAUACCAGAAACGUUGACAUCUACUCAUGUACUUCUUUGACUUCAUACUUUUCCCUUGUCCUGCCCUCAGUUUGAAAGCUCAAAGUUACUUAUAACUUAUACAAACAAUUUAAAGAAUAUUAAAUAUGUACAAUAGUGUGUAUUGGGUUUAUAAGACUAAAAUAUCCUAACAACUUGCCUGGGGAAAGUAGUACAUAAGCUACCGGUUUGAACUAUUUCACUAAAAAAUCACCACCUUGCUUAAUCUAUACGAACAUCCUUUAAAUGCAGGGGAGACUAUGUAGUGUACGUGCCAAAGUUGGCCCCUAAGAGGCAGUUUCAUAAAUGUGUAGUCAUCCCUUGGAUCAAGCACCUGGUAUAGUAUUUCAUGCUUCAGCUAUUUAGUGGUAGCGACAAAGAAAGUUUCUUGGCCAUCAUUGCAUUCACAAGUAUCCAUCCAACACACCAUUGCAGAGUUACCUGACCAAGAGAGCCUUGCUUUGACACCAUUGAAGGCCUGCUGUAACAACUCUGCGAGGCACUUUAGGGACAAAAUCACUUAGAUUUCAGUGGCAUUGGAUGCCACAAUAAGAGCAAAUCCGAUUGAGGGGUCUGCAGCUCCAUCUAUACUGGAUCAGUUUAGGUAGUUGCAGCUUGAGGAUGAUGUGGACAAGCUGUAGGGGUUGACUGGGUGGGUCCAGAGGGUGAUUAAUCAGCAGUGGUGCUCCCUCUCCUUAAGAAGAUAUCCCUGGACAAUUAUCACCCAGUGGCAAAUGCCCCCUUCCUGGGCAAGGUGCUCAAGAAGGUGGUGGUGGUCCAGAUUCAGGCAUGCUUGGAAGAAGUUGAUUAUUUAAAUCCAUUCCAGUCUUGAGUUCAGGCUUGGUCAUGGCACUGUAACUGCCUUGGUCUCCCUGGUUGAUUACAUUUAUUGGGAGAGAGCUGGGGAGAGUGGAACUCUGCUUGUUUUCUUCAAUUUCCUGGUAGCUUUCAAUGCUGUUGACCACAGUAUCCUUCUGAAGUGUCUCAGAAGGUUGGCGCACUGUUUCAGUGGUUCCACUCUUAUCUCCAGGGCCAUUUUCAGAAAGUAAUCAUGAGAGGCUACUAUUCAGUGCCAUGGGAGUUGUCUUGUUGGAUGCUGCAGGGUUCAAUCUUGGUCCCCCACCCCAUGCUAUUUAGCAUCUUUUGCAAAACCUCUGGGAGUUGUCAUCAGGAUAUUUGAAUUGUCAUCAAUAUGCAGUUGACUUCCAGCUCUGUCUCUUUGUUCUAGUUGUGGUGUUAGAUUGGUGCUUGGAUGAGGGGAUAUGCUGGAUGUGGGCCAAUAAACUGAAGCUGAAUCCUGAAAAGACGGGUGUUGUGUGUUCCAAGUUCUCAUGUCCAGGAGGUGGGGAGAUGGCCUGUCUGGACAGGGUUGCCCUCCCCUAGAAGGAGCAGGUUCACAGCUUGGAGGUGCUGUUGGAUCAUUGCAGGCUCAAGUGGAUUUGGUGGCUAGGAGUUCCUUUUUUCACCUCUGGCUGGUUUGCCAACUCUGGUCCCUUCCGGACACAGAUAACUUUGCUCCUGUACUCCAUGCUCUGGUAACUUCUAGAUUGGAUUGUUGCAAUGUGCUCCUUGUGGAACUGUGCUUGAAGGCAACUUGGAAACUGAUUGGUCCAAAAUGCAGCAGCUAGACUUUUGGCUAGGCUUCUGUUUAUGUCCCAUAUAACCCCUGUUUUGAAACAGCUGUACUAGUUUCCAGUUCAUUGCUGGGUCCAAUUCAGGUGCUCAGGUUGGUGCUUAAAGCCCCAAAUACCUUAAAGACCACUUUCCCUACAGACCUCAGGUGCCAGGAUUGGCAGAGGGGGGCCUUGAGGCAAUGUUUCAUUGAAAUAAAUGGUACCAAGUCAAUAUGGAUAGGGAUGUUUCUAAGUGUUUGGGUUUUCCUUCCUACAAGACUCUUAAGUAAUUUUAAAAAUCUGCUUAAUUUUUCAGAGAGGACGUUCCUCCUCCGAAGAGUCGUGGUUCAACAGCCCGAAGCUAUAUAGGGAGUAAUCGCUCUUCUUUGGGAUCAAUGUCUCCUUCCAAUAUGGAUGGAUAUGCCAAGACUCAAUACAACAAAGUACCAAGUGAAGACUUUGAGCGUACUUCUCCUCAGAAUCCAAAUUUUCAACCACCAAAGGUAGCUGCACCUAAUCUAAGUAGAAUGGGAGCAAUUCCUGUGAUGAUUCCAGCACAAAGCAAAGAUGGUUCCAUAGUAUAGUACAGCAUUAAUUUAUACUUUCUGCAGUUCAGUGCAUUAACUUGUUCCAGUUCUACACUUUUAAAUAUGCACAGAAUUGAUCUCGAGCAUUGACAAGUGCGCUUUGUUUACCACCUUUGUACCAAUUUUGACCAUAUACACUAAAAACUGAAACUUUUGAAGAAAGUUUUGUCAUCUCUGAGUAAACAUGAAACACUAGCAAUAUUUAAAUUCUGUAUGGGUUGUUAAAUGAACCCUUUGCUCUGAAUUUUUGAUAAUAUUAGGAGAUAUUGAACUGUAUGACAUGAAUUGUUUGUCCUUACAUUUUUAGAGUGAAUGAAAUAUAUUCAGCAUCUGUUACAGUGAUGGAAAUGUCUUGUGUAAAAAAUGGACGUAAAUUCUUGUAAUAUAGACCCCGGAAUAUUUUUAUCAACAACUUUAAACUGAAUGAAUUGUCAGUUCCAGCUAGACACAACCAGCUUGGUUGAUUUUUGAUCUCAGUUGUUCAAAAGGCACUACCACUGGUCUCUUUCUCUUGUAGGAAGAUAGUAAUUUUCUAUGACUAUUCAGCCACUAAAUAUAUCUUGUACUGCUUGCCCCAUGAGCAUAAACCUCUUUAUUUUUGGAUACAUAACACUGUGUGUGUUUGCACAAUAAGCACCUGAUUUUUUAAAAAAGAAAAUUUAAAACUGAAGUCUUAUUUCUAAAUUAACACUUGGCAUUCUGUAACCAAUACUUGCUGCAUGUCAGACACUCUGAAUUUCUGCGGAUUUGUGUGUGCAGAAGUCUGAAUUGCAGGUUGGUUGGUUUGUUUUUUUAAAAAACCCACUAUCACUUGUGUGUUCUUGGGAUAUUUAAUAUUGCUCUUUAUGUUUAUUAAUAAUAAUUUUUUAUUAACCGACCAAUUACAUCAAAUCAAACCAAAUUACAUAAAUUCCAAAUUACACAGCCGAAUUUUAAUUUUUUGUUGGGGGUACCCAUAUUUCAAGUUCCGAAGGGAUCCAAUCAACUUCUUGCUUCUUACUGCUGUUUUAAUGCCCACAAAUCUAACCUUAUGAUGUUCACAGUACUAUCCAGUCCUUUCUUAUUAUUUUUCCACAUCUCUUGUUGUUAUUUUCAUAUAUUUUUCCUUUCUCUUUGUGACCUCUGAUAUUAUUGCUCUUUAUGUUGUGUAACGAUAGUGAAGGACUUAAGGAUUUUGUCCCCUAGCUUUUCUGCAGUAUUGAUACCUUCAAUGGCUCUUUCCAAUACCUUCUGAUAAUAUUUUUUGGUUGUUCCUCCCAUCUGUGUUCCUAUUCUAUUUUAAUUAGAAAACAGAAAAGAAAAACCUAGAAGGCCAUAAAAGUGAAACCUCUACUUAAUUUAUAGUCUUUUAUCUGUUUAUUUAAAUAACCAGAUGAAUUACUAGGAAGCCAUUGAUACUGAAUUUGUAUAGAAAUGUUCCCUGUCAGAAUUACAUGAAUUUAAAUAUCAGCAGAUAUUUAAACUGCCAUUGCAGUAAGCUAUAUUACUGUGUAUUAUUUGCUCUGAUGUUAGUAAAAUACAAUGUCUGCAUUAUCUGCUCUUCCAACUUGAAGAAAUUUGGAUUACCUCUGUGUGUAGCUAUGAAAACUUCAGAUAAAAAACCAAUGUUGUAAAUAUCUAUGAUUUUCUUAACUUAGGUAGAUCUGAUAUUUUCAUGUAUUAUAGUGAGUAUUGCAUAACUUCACAUCAGGACUUUUAUGUGAAGUACAUACGCCCUGAUGAAUUUUGGUAGUGAAUAGAUUGUAAGUGUGUAAAUAGUAUUCAUAUACUGCGAUGUUUUAGAUUAUCUGAUGCCGUUGGAUUGAAUAUCCUUUUUUUUUCAUCUGUGCCUUUUCAAUAAACUUUACAUCUGAUUGUAAGUUAAGUUUCAAUUAUGGAAUAUUCUGGUGCCUGACUUUACUUUUCUUAAAGGUGCUACAAGAUGAAGGUAUAGUUUUCAACACAACACUGUGACUUAAUUCCUUCUUACUUGAUGUUUAAUUUUUUUCCCUUGCCAGUGUUUUGGAUGUUGCUCAAUUGCCUGCAUAAUGUCAUAAUGUCCUGUAUUUCAAAAUGACUCCUUUUUGUUUGUUGCUGUGUCUAUAAUACCUUCAUGGGGAUUGUUACUAUUUCCUGUAAAACCUGUUUAUCUACUGUGUUGCACCAGACAGAUGGAUGAUUAGGAAUUUAACAUGUGGCUUUUGAAAAGAGGAGGCAAAUAAUGAUGAUGAUGAUGAUGAUGAUAAUAAUACCUAAACAUGCAAUAUGAAAGCAAGCCUCCUUUAAAUAUGUAACAUGGUAUAUCCAUUUUUUUUAGAGGGCGGGGAGCACACACUGCUACUUAAAGUCAGGCUUGACAUUAUACACAAUAGAUUGGUUGAACUCUGGACUCUUUUGCUUCAGACUGAAGGCAAGCUAUUGUAUUUUUGCAUGCUUUCCCACUCAAACAAGAAAUACUAAGUGUGAUAAACUGGCACAUCAGGCAACAACUAAUAAAUCUCUGUCCAUGAUCUGCAAAUUUAGUACAUACAGAGGGAGCAUUUGUAGGAAUAUUCGAAAAGGUUACCCUACUGCACUGUUUCUGAAGUAAUACAGUCCAGAUUCUAGAAUUCUGCCACACUGCUAAAGCAGAUUAACUCUCACUGAACGAUUUAAAAAUGCUGUGUUGCACAGUUGAUGAACAUGGGGUAUAUUCAUAUAGCAUUGUCUCAGUACUCUCUACUUGUGGUAUAAAUGGGCAAAAGGCAUAAUUGUGUGGUAGCACACCAGUCAGAAGAAUUUCUGCAUAUUUAUUAACUUGUCAUCUCACAUGAAAGUAAUAAAUGGGUAGAAUGAAGGAUAGCACGAUGAGCCUUCAAAACAUAGCUCUUAGGCUUUGGGACCUUGACAGUGUCUGCUUGUUUAUAAAUUGCAUGGAGAUUGUAGUAAUAGGAACUGACAAAGCAGAUCUAUAUGUUUUAGGUAAGAAGUGACUUGGGACAGACUUUGCUCUAAGCACUUAACUUCUAGACCCUACUGAAUAACCAAAACACCAGUCUGAAGGACACUGCUAUUAUAAACAUGAUAAGGUCCGAAAAAGUUUCCCGUGGUAAACUGUCGGAUUUUCUUUAGGCUGUGUGUGUUGUUGCUUUGACAAACCAGGAAGCAGGAGAAGGGAGAGAGGUCAUGGCCUGGGAUGGCACUGUGCCCCUGCAUACCAGUAGUCAGUUCAUUAUUGUACUAAUUUACCAUCUGGAUGCUGAUGAUCUGUAGAGAAGUUGUGGAACAACAGCACAAUCAGUGUUUGAGAGGGGGGAAGCUGGUAUGUAGGGAUUAAGGUUAAUAUGGUCUGCAUUGAUUUGACAUUUAAAAAAUAGAUGUCAGGUACUGAAUUAUGUAGAAGAAAAAAUAAUGGCAUCCCAGUUGCUAGAUGGGAGGAGGUAGCAGAAUAACCUAAGUAAAUGUCUUCAGAUGGUAACAGUACUUCUGCUAAACCCCUCUCUGAAAGGCAGCAAGCAGUUAAAUAAAAAUAUUAGGGCCAUCUGUAAGUUAGUUCAUUCACAGCAGUUUUGUAUGUUGUUGAUUUUAAAAUGGCAAGUCUUUUAGCUUAAAUAUAAAAUGGCAGUCUUCAUGAAAUACAUUUGCUUUCAAUCAAAAGAUGGUACCUAGAAUGAUUUAAUAAUUUUAAUGUAUUACCAUACAUUUAAGCAAAUAAAUAUUUAACAGUAUCUCUGAUUGGUACGCCCUCAUAAGAUUGAACUGAUAAUAGUUUUUAAAAAGGGGUUAUUUUUGAAAACGUCAGUAACAAAGUUUUGAAUAUCAUCUCCUUGGGUUUGAGCCUCCUCACUGUUGAUAGAGGCAUUCUUGAUAUUGUACCUCUUACGAAAUAAUUCAUUUUUCUUGGCAUGUACAAGUUGUUGUCGCAGAAAGGGUAAUUCAUUUGUUUAAAGGCAAUGGGAUAAAUGUACUUGUGGACCUUCCUAGUUUUUGCUCAUUAUUAAGAAUGCUUAGGCCCAUUUGGUAUUAGUGUAUAACUCAGCAAUUGGAGCAAUAAUACAGGACAUUAAUGAGGCACCGUGAUUGGUUUUGGAUUUGGCAAUGAAUGCAGUUUGUAUGCAAUUCGCUUUUUCAGACUUCUGAAGUACAAGCACUGAAAUUUGUAGGACAAAUCCCAAAUUGUUGUAGUUUCAUGACUUAUGUAUUACUUGAAAUAAAGUUGUUAGUGAAAACCAUUAUUCUGAUACAGUGUCUGAGUGUGUGUUCUCUCUGUACCUGCCCCCAUCUUCUCCUGUAAGUAAUUUUGAAAGGAUAAUUCGUUUUUGUGAAAGCUGAUAGUGGUCAUUCUUAAUAUUCUGCUUCUUCCUUUAAAAAUUAAGAUAAAAAGUAAAACCAUGUGGAAAGCUGGGGCAGUUGUCCUGUUUAUUAGCAUCUAACUGUUGAGGAAUAAUUUGUGUCAGCAUGAAAGAUGUCAGCUUAUCCACAAGCCUUUUUGCAAAUGUAUUCUAACACAUCAGACAGCAAACUAGAAGGAAUUGUGGGUUUAGGGUGGCUGUAAGCUAUAUUGAUGCACACUUUCUACUGUGCUAAUGCAGUUGCCUUUGCAUCCAAGGGACAGUGAAACAUGGAAUUAAACCUUAACACUUCCCAAGUAGGUGCCUAAGCAUAAUUUGGACUCGACGCACCACGAAAGCAGCCAACAUUAAGCUUCAAGCAUGCCUGGCUGUGUGUGGAACUUCAGCUUUCAAUCUGCACGUAGUCCAAAAGGGAAAAUCGUAAUAACUGCACACUCAGUAUGGCCAGCAACCUUGGGUGUGUUUUUUUUUAUCUUAAGUAUUUAUACUCCUGCAUAUUUGUAUUCCUGAAUAUGCUCAAGACUUAGUUGAUGUGUGCUUUCUAUAUAUUUAGUAAGUUUUAUGUUCUCCCUUUCAUGAAAAGGAAAAUCACAUAAAAUAUUUUUAACGCAAUGCAAAUCACAUGAACUUCGUAUUUCCAGAGGAUGGCGACAUGUUUUAUGAAAACAUAGAUGGCUUGUAAAAAGUAAUUGCUUUGUUAUUGCAUAUCUGUUCAGCCUUGUGCUUAUUAUUGGAUUUUAGAUAUUUUAACUACAGUAUAAUGUAUGUUGUCAGACAGAUGAUUGAAUGAGUAGGUGUGUGAACACUGAAACUAUUGAGGUUUGGUUUUUUUUGGUAUACUGUAUCUUCAUUAUAUAGAAAGAGCAGGACUAUCAAGAAUGGAGUCUGUAGUAAGUGUCUGGAUGUUAUUGUGUAUAUAGUUUAAUUAUAUUUUGGUUUUUUACAUUUCUGUUGUGCAAAGCACUUGGAAUCACUUCUUGGGAAGCAGUUUAUAAAUCCUUCAUUAAAUCUCUUUAGGAUUUUCAAAAAUUGGUAGCAGGCAUGAUAGUUUAUUUUUUUUUCCAGGUUUUCCACAAAUAAGAGUCUAGAUUCUUGAAAGUAGCUAACCCUUUUCAUUGUUGUAACAGGAAGAGAGCUUGGUACAUUAUUUGCUUUCAGGAUUUAUAAACUGCUUCCCAACAAGUGUGUCUGUAGGAAAGACAUGUAAAAACAAAAAUCCAUAUGGAGUAAAAAUAAAUUGAUACAUAACAAUCUAAAACCACAUAGUAAAUGCAUCAAAUCAUCCAGAUUCCACUUGCUAGUAGUAUAAAAUGGCUGAGCCUCCCCUAAGGGAAAGUUUCAGUAACUAUCUAAAAGCAAAAUACUAAUAUUUGUUCACAACAGGGGUUCCUGUAGUGUUUAAGAUUGGGGUGAAACUAAUGAUAAGAUACUUUCCCACCAGUAUUACAGAUAUUUGGAAAACUAGAGAACAUGAGAAAACCCUAAACUCAUUCAUUUUUUUGUAAUAUAGUUUUUAUUCAUUUUCAUCUGUUUAACAUUGUUGCAAUGAGAUAUAUAUCCGCUUACAUUAGAGCAACAAUUACCUAAAGUUAAAAAUAAAACAAUAAACACCCAGAUAAACAUUUCUGAAUAUAUUCACAAAGUUAACAAUUAUUACAAAUAUUACAGAUAUGAAAUGUUUACUCCAAUUUAAUGUUAAUAAAUUGGUGACCAUAAGCAAAAGGUACUUCGUAUCAACAACAGUUAGAAUUUAUAGGGAGGAGAGAAGGGGAAAAAAUUAAAAUAGGCACUUCGUUCAUGCCAGACUCUGCUGUAAACUAUGUAUGGGUACUGUUCCCAGACUGCAUACAAAUUCUAAACUCAUACUUUUAAAAUUCUCUUUGUGUGUAGAAAUUUGUGUAGUUUUCCCAUUCAGGUUAUGAUUGCAAAAGUUCUACUUUUGAUUUAAAGAAAAACAUGUCGUCGUAACUUCUGGAGCCAAUUUUAAGAUUAUGGGUUGAGAUAAGAAUUCACAAAGCCCAGAAAGGCUUGCCUUCAAAGCAUACAAAGGAUAGUUAAUGAUGCUCAGAAAUCAAAACCUGAGAAUACUAUAAUUGUUAUACUACUGGUCCUGUAGUAUAAUGCAGCUCUAAUAAUAAAUUAUAUCCCACUCUUAUUCUAAAAAUAUGAAGAGUAGAAUUUUUUUUGUUGUCGUGUGAUGCUUGAUAAAAUUAUAAAUCAAUUUAGGACUUUCAUUCCCUUUUUGCUUAUACCUUUCUUCUGUUACUUUUAUCUAAUUCACCAUACUGAAUCAUACGGUGCCAAGUUAAUAAAGCACAAAAGCUAUGCAAGGCUUUGGACUAGUGAAUGAUUACUUUUGAGGCUGAAGCAAGCUGACAUCUCUGGGCACAGCUGGUGAAUUGAAGAACAUAGUUGAGAGCCUGUGUUGUAGCUGCCAGCUUUCUCUGUGCUAGAUGCUACUGCUUUCUGGUAGUAAAUAGAUUGCCCUUUCCCAUCACCUCUAAUUCUAUAACCAUCCAUACUGUAGUAUUUCCAGUAAUGCAAUAUGCUUAACAAAACAAACGAAAGUAUGUGUGGCAAGAGGAAGUGCAAUUUGUUAGUCAUGGGCAACUUAAAACCAUCAGGAGUGACGCCUCAUGCCUUUCAUAUGGACUAGAUUUUGAGUGUCACGUAGCAGUACAGAGUUUCAAACAAAUAUGUGCUCUCCCACAUUCCAAGCAUGUUUGCACUCCUUUCUCAGUGACACCUAUGCUGGCUUGGUCGUGUCCACAGAAUGGAAGAUGGCAGGAUCCCCAAGGAUGUGCUCUAUGGGGCUUAAGGCACCAGGUUCAUUGGCAGACCAACUGCGUUACGAAGAUGUCUGCAAAUGUGACAUGAGGAAUGGCAACAUCAACCCUGCUGUGCGCAGGCAACCACAGUGCCUGGAGACAGUCAGGUUGUGUGUCAAUAGCAGUGACCAGAAAAGGAAUGACCGCUGGGGGGAGCACAGAGAGAAGAAACACCAUGAUUCAUCUGCAGCAGCACAACUGGGUGCCUUCAUUUGCUCCAGCUGCAACAAAGCAGGUCUCUCUAUUAUAUCUCUCUACAGCAACAGCAGGCGCUGCAACCUUCCAACAGUUCAAAGGAGCAGUCUUCCAGUGUCUCCUGGGACAGACGGAUGCCAACAAAUAUCUGUGGGACUUAACACCUCUCUGGCAAUAGGAGUAGAAGCUUCAGGGAAUGGAGUGACAAAUGUUGGAAAGAUUAAUACUUUCCCCAUUGAACUGCAAGUUUUAUUUAACCUUGGGCUACACUGGUUCUUCCAGAUCUUAACAUAGCCUAAGCAUUGUGGCUCAUGUACUGGUAACCUUAAGGUUGGAUUUUGGCUGGGGCGGGGAACUUUCUUGUCACACCAAAGGCCCCAUUCCCAUCUGGGCAUCCUUCUGUGGCCUCCAUGCCAGAAAGGGCCAAAGGCUAAAGUGGGCCAAGCAACUAAUGCAAGUUUUUCCUUGGUACAGAGAGUUGGUUUUUACACCCACCAGCCCUCUUCUCCAUCCAGACCACAGAGAGGCAGAAGUUAAAGGACACAUUCCAGCCAAACAAAAACAUUCCAGCCAGACAAAAAUCCCACCCAAAGCAGGAAAUUGAUCAAUUAUCCAGAUCAAUUAUCCACACAGCACUUCUGCCUUUACCAUAAGCUUCAGUUUGGACAACAGAGUAAGGCAAACUUUGGCCUAACUCAGAACAACAGAGAAGCAAAUAUGUUGUGAGCCCACAUGUUUUCACAAUCUCACUAAACCAGUGUUUGGCUUAAGUGUGUCAUGCAAACCAGGCCACCGAUAAGUACCUGGACUGAUGUUAAUAACCAGAAUUAGAAAGGGGUGGAGAAUGGAGGAGAAUCUGAAUGAUGAUUGAAAAUGAAUUUCCCAACAUGAAGUAAAUGUUCUUGUGAUCUUGCCUGUUCCGUUUCCAGGUAUAAUAUCACAAAGAGUAGGCUGAAAACUGGAUCUUGGGUUGACAGCCUAACUGCAAAAUAUUUUUUGCCUGGGGGUAGGGGGAACCAAGCCGUGCUGCUUAGUUUAUAUAUAUUUAUAUAAAAUACAAGUAGACAGGUACUUUCUUUUAGAAUGGGGUGGCCUAAAUAAAAUAUAAACCAGACACUUGACCUCUGUGGUAAAGUAAGUAGCUCCUCAUUGUUGCAGUAAACGUUGCUUAAUAUUGGUUAGAAACAGUAGAAAUGCUUUUUAGUUUAUACUGCGUAUCUCUCACACACGUCUUAAAAUGGUGAAAAGUUUAGAUAUAUGACAUGACCCAUUUGUAUACCCUAGUGUCUUGAUUCCUUUUGACUUUGGUAAAUGUGUAAAAAAAUCCCUUCUUGGGGGGGUUGGUUGGUAUAAGACUACUCAAAGACUACAUAAUCUCAUAAAAGAGUUUGUUUAUACAACAUGCACCAACCGUUUCCCAACUCAGCUGCUCAUAGCAUUACUUAAAAUGCUUUGCGAAAUACUUAAUAAGUGGAGGAGGAGGGGUGCUUUGCAAAUGCAAAUUGUCCUUUAAAUAGGCUGACACUGCCAUACCUGAAUAAUAAAACUGAUAGAGAAAAUUGAUAGAGAAAAUAAUUCAUUCACCCUUGUGGCAUAAAUUUCAUUGUUUUACUCUUUGUGUAAACAAUUUUGAGGUAUUUCUUACAAUCAAGUGGUAUAUUAAUUUUAUGAAAAGAUUUUUCUUUUAGUGAUUGCAUAUUGCAUUUUUGAAGCAUCCUAUACCACUGCUAAAAGUUUUGAUUUAGGAAACAUUUGGCUUGGAUCAGCCAGGAUUUGUUAAUGUGUAACAGACUAUCUAAAAUGUUUUAUUCCCCUUCAUGAUGAUAAAGCUUUGUAUUUUCUUCCUCUGAGUGAUGAUACUUUAUAAACUUUCUUUUAAAAACUGCAUUGGUUCUAUAAAACCAAUUUAAGUUUCAUUUCCUGUUCAUCCCUAUGGAGUUCCUUUCAAUUCCACAUAGCAAAUUUCUGUAUCUUGAAUAUAGAACAUCCUUGGUUAAUAAAAUAUUUUAAGACGUAAUUAUUUCACAGCAUUGAAUUUUGAAAGAGUUUUGGCAUGCAGCUGUUCCCAUAGUGUGUGUGUGUGUGUGUGUGUGUACAUACAUACACACACUAUAAUGGAACUAAAGGGGCUGAUAUUUCACCCUGCCAUUAUUGAAAAGAUGAGUAGUUCAGUUGAAAACAUACUGUUCACCAAACCCCUAAAAUUCCACUGUGUGAAGUAAGGGACAUUUGUGUUUUUUGCAUGAACUGAUCUGUUGUUCUCGCUGUGUUAAUAUAAGCUUUCCUGAUAUACCAAUAGCUAUAAAGUCCAAAGUUAAAUUCCUUUUAUAGCGAAGCUGACAUGUCAGUUCAUCAAAGACCAAACUUAUCUAAGGCACUUGGAAAAAAUCUUUUUUGGUUCACUGCCCUUCUAGGGAGAUAUAAAUUCCUGGGACAGGUCUUAAUGCAUCAGAUGAGAAGACUCUGGAAGCAGGAAAGAACACUUCUCUAGAGCAGAAAUAGUACACCCUGAUCAUGCCAAAUCAUACAAAAAGUUGAGACAUCAAUUCUCCCUUGUUUCCAGUGAUGAUGUGCUUAUAAAGGAAAGAGGUACUUUUGUUGGCUGAGAAAAUCCCUUGGUUUAAGAUUCCUUGUGACAGGUAGUCUGUUAGUAGACCUAAAUUGAGCUAACCAGGGCAUUCUGCUUUAUUGGCUUCCAGUACUUCUAAUGAAUACCUGCAACAUUAAUAUCCUUUAAAAGUCUGUUAUGUAUCAGACAGAGGUUCCCUCUUAUAUUUUUUAAUUCCUGCUGAAGGCCUUCCUUUUCCAGCCAGUAUUUUAAAUGACUAUCUGUAUUGUACUUGAACUUUUAAAAAUACAUCUUUUUAUUGUAGAUGUUUUUCUUUUAAAAUUGCUUUUAAAUGCUUUAUGGCAAGCAGUUCAUAAAUGGAAUAAAGAAAGAUUUGUGGCUAUUUCUGCAUAUCCAUUGUUUCUUAUGCUAUGUAGUUCCUGUACGAAGUAAAAAAUUCCUUUUCCCUUAACUGGCAUCUAUUUCUGAAAUAUUUAUCAUCUAUGUUUUUCCCAUUACCACUGUUUUGCACCUGGCUCUGGUUGAGGAAUUUGGGUGUUACAGAAGAAAACCCCCCCACUAGAUCCCACAAGCCUAAAUUCUGCUCACCCUUAGGUCAAUGAGUUCCUGCCCAUACUGAAACCUGGGACAUUGUAGCACGCAAGUUAGUUUUAUGUUAGUGGGCUCUCAUUAACUACCAUAUUUAUACAAUUCUAAUGCGCCAGUGAAUGUAAUGCGCGCCUCAAUUUAAAAAAAAAAAAAUUGAAACCAAAGAAGUAUUCUCUGGCGCCAUCAAAUCUAAUGCACACCCUAAUCUUUGUGACGUAAUUUGGUCCAAAAAGGUGCGCCUUACAUUUGAGUCAAUACAGUACAUAUCUAUUUUUUAAAUCCUAAGUCAGUUGGUAAAUAUACACAAGGAGGGUUUAGGACUCACUUUGCAUAUAUGCAAGGGAUUUAAGCUGUAGACUACUCUUGAGAGCACUGCAGUGUUGAAGGUGUGAGAUACAAAUAAAAUGUUAAAAGUACUGAAUUUAGGGGGAAAUAGGAAAUGAUUUUGUGCAAAUGGUUCGGCAAGUGCUUGCAUAAUCAGAAAAAUAUCUUCUGGAUAGUCAUUCUUCUGUUCUUUAGCUAAGCUGGAUGCAUCCCUCCCACAAGUGGAAUCUUAGAUCCAGACCAUUGUGGCAAAUUCAGAAGGUUUUAAGGCUUAAUAAAAGACUGUCUGAAGCUUAUAACACUGACUCCUCUGGGUUUCCCCCCUCUAAAACAGUUUGUUUUUUUAAAAAAAAAAGGGAAAAAGAAUGAUCAUUAAAAUGAUAACAGACUUAGACCUAGAGAUGAAAGCAGAAUGAAUAAGAAUUAAAAGAAGGCAACAGCCUUGGACACAGUUAUGUGAAUAAUGUAAAUGGAACAUCAGCUUGCAGAACUUGAUAAGAAUUUGGAGUGAAAAUUUGGGAGGGAGAUGCAGCAGUCGGAGAAGGAAAGGUUUAAACUAAGAUACCUACACAAAUUAAAAGUAGGGGGUCAAAAAUGUCAAUUGUUUUGUGUUUUUGAAUUCUGCCUCAUACUCGUAACCUUGAGUUCUACAUCUUGCUUCCCACCUGCUCCUUCAGUCUUUAGAAUUGGGAGUCAGAAGUACAAGCGAUUCUGCAGUGUUUCUUACUUUUGUAAUGUGCACCAUCUUGUUCAGAAUGAUUUGAUUAUAUGUAAAAAAGAAAAUUCAUGUAUAACAUAUUCCUAAUCUGGGAUGGAAAGAGUAGUAGCACUUGUGUUUGUGAACUAGGUUUGAGGUACUCCAUAUAAAACAAACAUACAACAGAAAGAAUCCUAAACCACUUAGCUUGAUUCUUUUUGAAUAAGUAGAACUGGUUUUAUUGGAGGGGAAAAUUUGGAUCCUAGAGCAUUUACACAAUUUUAAUUUCAUUGACUUUACAAUUUGAAUUAGACUUGCAGUUAUCCAGCCACGACAGUUUUACAGCUCAAGGGUGUCUGGAUUAAUUUUUUUAUAUUCCAGUUCAAAUUGAUUAUUUAUACUUGAAUAUACUAGAGCUCUGUAUUGAUUGAUAAUAUUUUCUCUAUUUAUAGUAUGGCCACGCAAGCAGGAUGGGUGACAUAACAGUGGUAUAAACUUGAAGAAACAACUUGUUUGUCAUGAAUUUCAAGUUACGGAACAAAUGAAGUACUCUGUAUUUUGUCAUAACUUUUAGAAUCUACAGACAAGAUGGUAAUGUAGACUAAAUUUACAUUGCAGGUAGCAUUUUGCCUGCUGAAUGUUUACAACAUGUUUUGCUUUAAAGAUUUCUUCCAUUGUAAUAGUGCUAGACAUGAAUAUGUGGGAAAAUAUGAAGGUUAACACUGGAUCUGCGUGCAAAUUCAAAAGAUCAACCCAGAUAACAAUGUAGCUCAUAUUUUUUGUGGUUAAUCAAUUCAAUCUGUUUGCUUAGAUUUGUAUGAAAUUACACUUAGCAAUGAAUUAGUAUGUUUGAGGCAACAUGUGCCUUCCAUACUGUAUAUUUUGGUGCUGUCUUUUUUAAUCUUCUGAUUUUUUAAACACAAAUACACCUUUUUUUAAAAUACUUGUGCAUUGUAACACUUAAUAAAAUUUUGUACGAUGAUACCUUACAUGUACAGCAGAUGUUUAUCCAUUGAAGUUGGGAAUUGUAAUCGCCAUUGAUUUCUAUGAUUUGCAUGGUGGUUCAGUAAUUUUAAGUGUUGUGCUCUUAAGAUUUUUUUUGCAGUGAACCUGCUGACUGCUUCUUAGAUAUUGUCAUUACUAGCACUUCGAUUUGGGUCUUGAAACAAAUAAGAAGCCAGUGCAAUUGAAUAAUAUGUUCACCACCAACUUUCCUUCUCAGGAGGGGGAGUCCACAGAAUUCUGUAUUGGCUGAUAUUGUGAUGCAGGAAGAAUAGGCUGGAGUGGAGAACAGCUGGCUUACAAGACAUAUAAAAGCCACCCAUUUACUUCCACUGAGAAGCAUUUUUCCCAAGCCUAACGCCCUCCCAGAGGGCUAUUUAGGAGGGUUACAGCUAUAAAGGCAAGGCUUAGUCCAGGGGUCGGCAAGGUUUAUCUCACCUGGGCCAGUUCACUCCAGUGGAGAUCCCUCCAUAGGCUCCAUUGUGUGUGAGGCCGCAAUUUCUGGCAUCUGCGUCUGCACAGAUGCAAUUUCCGGCACUGUGGAAGCGAGUCCCUGCACUGCACUGUGCUGCUUUAGCACAGCGCGUGGGGACUCGCCGAGCGGGCAACUCGGUUCGGGGGCCAGUUAAACGACCCCCGUGGGCCACUUGGGGCCCAUGGGCCUUAGGUUGCCUACCCCUGGCUUAGUCCUUCCCUCCUUCCUCCAUAAAGAUCGCACCGCCCUCUGGCAAGACUCAUACAGUUUUCAAUACUUUGUGUGUAUAAGAGAAUAUGAAUGGAGGGGAACGGAGUCACAUGAUGUGUGGAUGUGUGUGAAUUGGUGUGGGGGGGAAUAGAGGAGAGAGAGAGAUGGUAGCCCUGCCCAUUUUAGUACCAUUGGCAUGCAGUCCCAGAAGUUUAUCCAUGAGGGAAUUUGUUCCUGAAAGAUGUUUCCACCACACCUUGUACCUUGCACAUUCAUCUAGAUGGGUAGAUCUGUUGACUCUCUAUCCCUACACUGACCCACUACUAUAGUUUCUGUCUUGCCUGGAUUAAGCUUCUGCUUCUUAGCACUUAACAGCACUUAAAUUAGCAUUAUGUGCUAGAUGUUGGCCUUGUUAGCUUUUAGGGGCUAAAGCUCAGAUUGAGAUGGAAACAAGACCUCUGCUGGUUCAGUCUUAUCUCAAUUGCCUUUAAACUUUUUUAUUUAUUUAUUUUUUGGUUAAAAAGUGGCAGAUACAUUUAAUUAAUAAAUAAUGAAAUCUAAAAUUAAUUUAUCCCAACAGACCUUUUUGUGGGAUGUUAAUGACUUGGUCAGAUUCUGAUACUGGUUUACUGGUACUACUGACUUUGCCAUAAUUUUUUAUCUGUUUCUGUUUUAUUGUUUGUUUGAUGAUUUGUAAUUGAUAUUUUUUUCGCUUUAAUUUCUUGUACCUUGCCCUAGUUUCACUGUGUGAAGAAAGGCGGGCUAGAAACAUUUUUUAUUAAAAAUUAAAAUAAAUAAAAUAAGAUUAAAAUAAACAAAUUCUGUUCUUUUAAAUAGCUUCUGUAAAUAAUAACAAACUGAAGGACCGACCACAUCUCAGUGGUAGAGUAUCUCUGGCUUGUAUGUAGAAGGUCUUGGGUUCAUUCCUUGGUAGCCCCAGGUAGGGCUGCCUGAGAUUCCUGUCUGAAGCCCUGGAAAAUGACUGCCAGUCAUCGUCUUGUACGGACCAGUGUCCAAAUCGAUAGAAGGCAGCUUCAUAUGGAGUCUCAGAUUACGCUUUUAGCAAUUUGGAUGCCACUGUACACAUUUUCUAUAGUUCACAUAGCAAUGUGAUGUUAUCUGCUACUAGACCUUGGAACUUGAAAGAUGUUGUAGGAAACUGAAAAUGAACUCCUUUUCAGUGCCUCUUCAACACUUGUAUCUUCCAUCAUACUGAGAUUUCAAGCAUUUUUUUGCUCAUUUUAUUUUACUGUAGUAGUAAUAUUCCAGACCCUGAGCCGAUAUAAACUAAUUUUAGCAUGACCUUUCCAUCGAAUGCUGGGGAGAUGCUUCUAUUUAAGUUCAUAAGGUACCUCACCAUUCUCUCCCAUCCUUCAGUACCAGUAGGGACAUUGAGGUGUUGCCAGUUUGCAACGUUGUUAGGUUGAUUCACGUUUAAUUUAAAUCCAGGUGAUUAAUGAAGGGAGGAGGAAGAUUGGCAACCUGUGC
Messenger RNA from Podarcis lilfordi (Lilford's wall lizard), 36378 nucleotides. NCBI's taxonomy places the organism in Eukaryota, Metazoa, Chordata, Lepidosauria, Squamata, Lacertidae. The record is from the annotation of a GenBank genome assembly.